Messenger RNA from Macadamia integrifolia, 1048 nucleotides. RefSeq lists its product as uncharacterized. The transcript has a single exon. NCBI's taxonomy places the organism in Eukaryota, Viridiplantae, Streptophyta, Magnoliopsida, Proteales, Proteaceae. Bases 99 to 659 code for a protein of 186 amino acids. The record is from RefSeq and is a predicted model, not a curated record.
CAUAUGUGCUGGGUACGCCCUGGCCGGUCUUACAUAUUAAAGCCCAGGAAGAGUAUUAGUUUUGGUUUGGUUUGGUUUACUGAGUCGGGAAAUUCGCAAUGGAAGUGGCAACCAAGAUUGCGGCUUUACCAAUCCCAGCGAGACCCAGGCCUUACUUGAACAUGUUGAGAGGGAGACGAAGGAAAUCCACUUUCCUGUCAGUGACGGACCUGACCCAGCAGCUCAGGUGGUGUGGUGGUGCCUUCGCCGUGUCGGCCAGGCAGCAGCGGAGGCCUAACUGUACGGCGGGCCAAGAGGAAGUUGCGGAAGAGAUGGGGGACGUAGGCCAGGCCGUGCUUGCCGCCUUCAAAUCGGGGGUUCCAAAGCCCAAGAACUCGAGGAUUUCAAGGGAAUUAGGAGGAACGGACGAGAGAAGAAGCGCAGGGGGAAGAACGGAGACAGCGCUAAGUGGAUCGGAUGUCCUGUUGGCAUUACAGAGGACGGCGGAGGCUGGGAAGGUCAAGGGCAGUAGGAAGCGGCGGAAAAAUGGACGAGGAGGAGUGGCACAAGAGGAGGAUGCCAUGGACUAUAGCAGCGUUCGUCCGUUGAACAUAAACAGGGAUUGGGGAGUUAAGUUAGACAACCUGGAGAGGCGUCUCCAGGAUCUUCUGCAAUUUUGACCUUUGAGAAUUGGGAGGCUUCGAGAAUUUCGGUGUUCAGACCCAUCUCUCAUUAGUAGUUAUUCAUCAGUUACUUCCUACCGCAAGGACAAAGACCAUGAAUCCAUGACCACGAUUCAAUCAAUUAGUAAAACCAAUGUAGACAUUGUUCACCUUCUUCCUUUUUUUUUUUUUUUCCCCUUUGAAAUUUGAAAUUGAUAUAGAUUAUAAACUGAAAGGAAAGAUGAAGAACUAAAUUGAUGGAUCAUAGAUGACCAUAUUGGCCUGGCAUGGCGUUGCUGUUGUAAGUUCUACUUCAUCUUCAACCAUCAUUAUUCAUUAAUCACUGAAAAGAAAAAGAAAAAGAAAAAGAAAAAAAAAGAUGCCCCUCCUUGGUCUGGAAUUUAUCA